AUGGCCUGCAUUACUUUUGUGAAUGCUGGCUACUGGUUCACCCAGACCAAUUCCCAGCUUCCAGCUUCCAGAAUUGAUGCUAAUCUUUACCCACAUCUCUUUUGUGCUCAUGCUGGUCUCAACUCCCAAACUUAUGAACUCUCCAUUUCUGAUUCAGCAAAACCUCUAAUUCAUCACUUCUCUCAAACUGUCAAGGAAAACAAUUCUGAGCUGAAAACUUUGCUGUCCAUUGGAGGAGAUGAAGCAAAAGCUGAGAGAUUUGGUGCCAUGGCUGCCAAUUCUUCCCAUCGUGCAGCCUUUAUUAGAACCUCCAUUUCCAAAGCAAGAGAGGGCAAUUUUGAUGGCCUUGAUCUUCAGUGGCUGUACCCUUCUUCUGUGGAGGACAUGGCCAAUUUUGAAGCUCUAAUUAUUGAGUGUCACAGAGCUGUUAUUAGAGAAUCCAGAAAAUCUGAGGAACCACGGUUGAUUUUUGUUGCUACAGUCUUCUACUCACCUCACUUGGAGAACCUUACAUAUCCAAUUCAAGUAAUGAUAAGAACUUUGGAUUGGGUUAAUGUGAUUGCUUAUGAUAUUUUCACCCCUACUUUGUCAAGCAAUGAAGUUGGACCAUCCUCAGCAUUCUUCAAUCCGAGGAGAAGAUCCUCGUCUGGAGACUUUGGAAUCAGAACAUGGAUUCAAUUAGGUUUGCCUAGUAAAAUGAUGGUAUUUGGAGUUCCCUUCCAUGGUUGGGCAUGGAAGCUUUACUUGUUCUAG
Molecule: messenger RNA, 753 nt
Organism: Momordica charantia (bitter melon)
Lineage: Eukaryota; Viridiplantae; Streptophyta; Magnoliopsida; Cucurbitales; Cucurbitaceae
Source: RefSeq, a predicted model, not a curated record